Messenger RNA from Mya arenaria, 4502 nucleotides. RefSeq names its product protein MMS22-like. The record is from RefSeq and is a predicted model, not a curated record. The transcript has 33 exons. NCBI's taxonomy places the organism in Eukaryota, Metazoa, Mollusca, Bivalvia, Myida, Myidae. Gene Ontology annotation, biological process: double-strand break repair via homologous recombination; replication fork processing. The coding region runs from base 108 to 3686 and encodes 1192 amino acids. Gene Ontology annotation, cellular component: nuclear replication fork.
UUCUAACAAACUAAAAAUAACAUUUUAAAAGAAAAUAAUGGUUAAGCCUCUAUGAAAUAGUAAUAUAAUUUAUAUUAAAUUAAUAUUGGUUGACAGUAUCUUUCAUCAUGUAUGGUAUGACAGACAGCCUCUCAAUGACCCCUCCAAUGUCACCAGAAAGAUUUCCAGUAGAAGAAAUCGUCCAUUCUCCCGACAGUCCUCAACUAGAAGAUGUGCCGUUUUGCCAGUUCAGAUGCCUGGGUAAUGUAAGAAUAAAGGCAGACAAUCACCAUGAAGAUAGUUACUGGAAAUCAGGAUUUCUCAACAGGAUGCUUGAGCCUACCAACAAUGCGCCAACCCCACACCACAAUGGCCGUGUCACCUUGUUUGGCUUCAACUGGUCAAGACAGAUGUCCACUGAUGCGCUCGAUAAACUAUUUUGUAUCCUCCGACAAGAAUUCAGUCUAUUACAAAGGGAAGCAAACAAGGCUGGACUCUCAUUUCAAACAGUCACCACUGGAAGGGAUGGCGAGAAGGUUCGCACCCAGAUAUGUCAAUGCUUGGAUCACAUUCACAGUCUUACUAAAAGGUCGGAUGUGGGGGAGGCAUUGUUACAGGCUGUUAGUAGACACCUGCAUGUUCUACUGUUACAUACUGGCAGGGUAUCAGACCUGCCUAGUCAUCAUUUUCAAAUGCCACACUCCAAUAAGGUUGGAGCAGAGAUUUUCCAUUGUUACCUGGACCUGUACUGGAGGCUGCUGGCCAUUCUUCACACACUGACCACCACUCACUCAGGUAUAGUUAUGCCAGGGAAGUGGUGUAGGGGGCUGGGGUGUGACCUUGACCUCUGUCUGUAUGACCAAAUGCUACAUGUCAUCCUGUGGGACCUAGUCCAUCUCGCCAACAUCAGAUACACCUCUCUGUGUGCUGGAGGUGAGAGGGCAUCCAUGUUCACGUGCACUUGUGUCUGGGAACUCUGGCUUCUUGUGGUUAAACUGACUGAGUGGAGGGCGGAGAAAUGUGGCAGCGAGUCAUUCUGGAUGUGUUUCCAUCAUGUUUUAACCUGCAUUUUAUAUCGGGACAAUACACAGAAGCCCAUGGAAUUGGAAGACUGCCAAGAGCUGGUGAAUCCACCUGAAGCUUUCCAGACCACAGACCCAGUAGGCCUAGGUAUCUGGCUCAUAUACAACAUAGCUCCCUUGUACACUCAGACUCUGACAGGGCAUGGGCAGGUGUUUGAAAGCAGGAACAGUAACUACCAUGACCUGAAGGUGCUGCUCAAGAAAUUGUUGGCCAUGAAGCCAAGCGUGAGUGAGACGGUCCUGCGACGACAUCUCCGUACAAUGGUGCUGCUGACAGCCAACUGGGAGCCAAACACUGCCAUUCUGGUCACCCUCUGGGACAACUUCUACAAAAGGCUGAAUGAGACAUUUCAGAUGUCCAGUGGUCGGGUAGAUGGCCUGGCCUGGAUGGAGAGUUCUGCUGCUGCCCUAUAUGACCGCUGUACACAGAUAGCCACUGGACAAUAUGACAGCCUGGAGCGAGAGACAAGCUUCCAGUUGUUUUUGCGACUGUUGAGUAACCACCUGGGUCGGUUGUACAGAAAUGGAGACACACAGCAGUGGAAACAGUUCAAGGGCAGGAUCUACUCCAAGUUCCAUGCCAAAAGAGUCCAAGAUUUGCUAGAGGGAGGGCUGUAUAAUCUCACGUCCCUCUUUCUCACCCUUGCCAUAACGGCUGACCUACAUGAUGUAGCAUCUAAGCUGGUGGAUUUCUAUGACAUGCUGGACAUCAGCAGUGUGAGUUUUGCGCGUCGGUCAGUUGUGUGGCGCGGAGUCCUGGCCCUCAUGUUAGUUCAUGUCAACGAAAGACUGGACAUCGGCUUCCUGGUUGACCGCAUGGUGCCCUCAUUUGAGGCAGCUGUCAAGGCGUUUUCCGAGGCUGAUACAGACAGCAGACAUUACCUAUGGGGCCUGAUCCUACUGUACAUGGAGGGACUACAGGACGUUGUUGAGACAAGUGCACGCCUCGACCUCUCACAGCACAAACUCAUCUGUCCGGGUAUCAAGCAGCUACUGACAGUGUGUUCUGAACAUGAGCUGAGAACUUGUCUAUCCUGUCUUCAUGCUGUUAUACAGAAAUUCAGAAAUGAGCCAAUUACCAAUCCAGGGCAUGCAAGUGUGACAACAGCUCUACAAUAUGCAGAUUUCAGCAGCGCUCUGUGGCGUUUUGUGUACAGUUUUGUGAUGGAUCAUGCCCAGACCAAUACCCCACCCACUGUCAUAGGGGACAUGGCUGCAUCCUUCUGCCUUCUCUCGCUACACAAUUCCUUGGAUGAUUCUACAUCGACAGUUUCAGUGUUCCAGUAUUUCACUUCUUCAGAGAAAGUUAAUGUCAGUGUAAGUGGAAGGUUCUUGAGCCAGCUGUUGGGUAGUGCACCGGUAAUGGAGCAUUUGGAGAACCGGGUUGAUGGGUUGGAUGACUGCCUUGUGGCUGUGUGGGUCCGUCUGGCCAUCCUACUGCCAGGGACAGAUAAUACACUUCAGGAUAUCUCCAGGAGCCUGGUUCAGCUGAAGACGGUGAGGGAGGUGCUGCCAGACCCUGGGGCUGACCUUCAACACGUCCCUGUCAAUUUUUUCAAGGCACUGGAGGCCAGACACGCCAGCCUUGAGUCGUGGCAGGAGAAGAUGGAGUUCCAAAAGCGAGUGUCGGGCUAUUUUGCCGAUGUGGGAAAGCAUGUUUCUCCCCUGCUCAAAUUCCUACAGCCUUGUGAGAGUGUGUACAACAUGUAUCACAUGGUUGGUUGUGUUGUCAAAUACUGUGCUAAGCUCAUAUAUGUUAAGCAAGACGUGAUUCUCCCAAGCCUGCUUGCAAGUAUGAUUGUGCCACUGAAUGUGAUGAGCCCGGACAAGCCACUGAGCCCUGUGUUCCUGAAUGCUGUCAGGGACACACUACAUCUUUACAUACAGGGACUGUCCAAGCUGGCAUAUGACCGGGACCCAUACAUCCAGAGGAGACUGAAGGACAUCAUCACUAUCUACCUACCUAAAUACCCACUGAAGUCCGCUUCCAUGACAACUGCUGUCCAUCCUGUUGUGGGCAGUUUGCGAAACUCUUUCACCCAGCAGCCAGGCAUCGAGGUCCUGAAGUUCCGACGUUACAUCAUGGACCUCAUCCUGUCUCAGUACCUCGCUGUGACUAGCAUGAAGAUCAACCCAUCACAUGCUCUGGGAUUUGCCUUUGUGCAUGAAGUCUUGCAGAGAACUACUUCUUCAGAGGUUAAAGCUGGGGAUCUGGCAGUAAUAUUGAAGCCUUGUCUGGAGUACCUGCUACUGUUGGCCAACACAGACCCUUCCUGGACCCUAGUACUUCAGUGUGUACAGCUGACUAGCCAAGCCUACAACAGCCAUACUGAUUCCAUACCCAUGAACGAGUUGUCCAACGUUACACGCAAGUUUGUUAAUGGAUACUUCAAGUUCUCCAGCACGGGUGUGGUACAGGUCAUUGAGAAGCUGGCUCUGUUAUUACCAGGCGUGACAGCAAGCGUUAUUACCCUCAUCUCGGAGAAGUUAAGGGAGAUGGAGAGGAAACGAGGAGUCGGGGUUGACAACAAACUCAGGAGUCAGUACUAUGAAGUGUUGAAGCUACUGGGCGAGGACGGGAAAGAGGAAAUCAGCAGAUUGGAGGCCCACACAGGGGUUUCCUGAUCAUAAGGAGGACAGAUCUAGGACAUGCUUAUUACAGAACUGGCACUUCCAUCGGAGUCCCAUUCCAGGGUGUCCUGACCAUUCGGAGGACUGUUUGAGGACAAACUUAGCAAAAAACAGACACUUUUUUCUUUGUGAAUAUGGGGAUGUUCUCCUAACAUGAGUCAGAAUAUUAUGACCUCCCAGAUUUGUUGGGGUGAAAGCGGUGGAGUUACAAUGUGUUCAACAAACUGUCAGAAGAAAACUAAAAACUGAAACGAUUUAGGGUGAUUUGUUUAUUAAUUACAAUACCUACUCGUUCACUCCAGACACAUUGUGACAUCUUAUACAGUCAUCGAAAUUAGACUUUUGGAUGAACAAGCCCGAAUUCUUAUACUAUUGCUUCAGCCUUGGCAUCAAAUUUUUUAACAAGCCCUGCUAUAUAAAAUUCAGAAUUUGAGCAAGCCCGAAAGACAUUUUACCAGUGCAGGGCUUGCGGGCUUGUGCUAAUUUCAACCAUUGCUUAUACCAUGCAAAAAUAAUAUUCAGUGUUUGUAAUUCGUGUUAAAACCUUAAGAGUCAGUUAUGAGUGCCUAUGUAGGCAAACUAUUUGAUGGUGUCUAAAAAUUGGACACUUAUGUAGCAUAACAAUACCAUUAUGUGUUCUUUCUUAAUGAAUUUGCUUAUUUAAUGUUAUUCAAGUUAUCAAGUAUCUGUUACAAGUAUGAGAUUGCUACUUAUCAUGAGAAAAACAUAUAAAAUAUUGUUAUAUAAUAUUUACACAUAUAUUUUUAAAACAUAACUGAAUAUGAAUGAACUUAAUCGUUAAAAAACCCA